Racocetra persica is the source of this 2421-nucleotide messenger RNA. The record is from the annotation of a GenBank genome assembly. NCBI's taxonomy places the organism in Eukaryota, Fungi, Glomeromycota, Glomeromycetes, Diversisporales, Gigasporaceae.
GCAUCAAUGCUUCCAAGUGUCGAACGUUUUCUCAAAGCGGCCAUUGUCGACAAAACUCCAUCUAUUUCUUCUGCCGCUAUCGUGUCUAGUUAUCAUUUGUUUCCCGCCGGAAAAGAUGUGAUUAAAAGAUGGGCCAAUGAAGUUCACGAAGCUAUUAAUUCUAAGCCUUCUUCGCUUGUCGGGACUGCCUCUUCAUAUUUAACGUCUUUCUCGACAAGUAGUUCUUCAUAUAGUACACCCCCUUCUACCAGUAAUAUUAAUCAAUAUCACGCAUUAGGUCUUUUAUAUUUAAUUCGUCAACAUGAUCGCAUGGCUGUAACAAAGUUGAUACAACAGUUAGCUGGAAGUAAUAGGGGCGGCUUUGGUUCCUCUAGUGGGGUUUUACGUAAUACUUUUGCAUAUUGUUUAUUGAUUCGGUUUGCAGCAAAGAUUUUAGAUGAAGAUCCUAAUUCAAGGCAACCAAUGUAUGAUCUUUUGGAAGGAUGGUUGAGACAUAAAAGUGAUAUUGUCAAUUUCGAAGCGGCAAAAGCAAUAUGUAACAUUAAGGAUGUGACAAGCAAAGAAUUAUAUCCAGCUAUCAAUGUGCUCCAACUAUUCCUCUCAUCACCUAGAUUUACAUUACGAUUUGCAGCUAUUCGUACCCUUAAUAAAUUGGCUAUGACCCAUCCUACAGCGGUUCAGCCUUGUAAUUUAGAUAUGGAAAAUCUAAUAACAGAUCAAAAUAGAAGUGUUGCCACAUUCGCCAUAACCACAUUAUUAAAAACCGGAAAUGAAGCUAGCGUCGAUCGUUUAAUGAAACAAAUUACUGGGUUCAUGUCAGAAAUUUCUGAUGAAUUCAAAGUUAUUGUUGUUGAUGCGAUCCGUUCUUUAUGCCUAAAAUUCCCCACGAAACAAGCCGUAAUGCUUAGCUUUUUAAGUGGGGUAUUAAGAGACGAAGGAGGAUAUGAAUUUAAACGUGCAGUAGUUGAAGCAAUAUUUGACUUGGUCAAAUUCAUACCUGAAUCCAAGGAGGCUGCUUUGGCUCACUUAUGCGAAUUCAUAGAAGAUUGUGAAUUCACAAAGCUUUCUGUACGUGUUUUACACCUUCUUGGUGUUGAAGGACCAAAGACUGCUACCCCUACAAAAUAUAUCCGCUACAUUUAUAAUCGUGUUAUUUUGGAAAACUCUAUUGUUAGAGCAGCGGCAGUGAGUGCUCUUGCUAAAUUUGGUGUCAAUGUAGAUGACCCCGAGGUCAAGAAGAGUAUAAAAGUUCUUCUCUCUAGAUGUUUGGACGAUAAUGAUGACGAAGUUCGAGAUAGAGCAACUUUAUAUUUGAAACUUUUAGAUGAUGAGGAUAACGCUGAAAAAUAUCUUAAAGAUGACUCUACGUAUUCACUUGCUGCUCUUGAAAGACAACUGGUGCAAUACGUAAGUAAUCCCGAGUCUGCGGAAAACCCAUUCGAUCUAUCCGCUGUUCCAAAGAUAACGAAAUCUCAAGCUGAAGCUGAGAAUCUACGACCUCGAAGCUUUGACCUGACUACACAGACCAUUGGAGUUUCUUCUCCAUCUGUUGUUGGAAUCAUCCCGGCUACUACUUCUACAACAAGUAGGGAUGCAACACCCACCCCUGGAAUAGACCAGCAGCAAAUCUAUGCUCAACAAUUGGAGAAAAUUCCAGAAAUUGCAGCAUUUGGAACUUUGUUCAAAAGUAGUACCAAACCAGUUGAACUUACAGAAAGUGAGACAGAAUAUGUUGUUAGUUGCGUAAAACACGUGUUCAAUGAAAACAUAGUAUUCCAGUUUAAUAUAAACAAUACAUUAAAUGAUCAGUUGUUAGAGAAUGUGUCAGUUGUAAUGCAACCAGAAUCAGACGAUAUUGGUCUAGAGGAGGAGUUUGUAAUUCCAACUGCUAAGUUAGCGUAUGAUCAGCCUGGAUCUGUAUACGUUGCUUUUAAAAGAACCAAUCUCGAUGAAUAUCCUCUAGGAAGUUUUUCAAAUACUUUGAAAUUUGUAGUUAAGGAUUGUGAUCCUACUACUGGCGAACCCAGUGAAGAAGGCUACGAAGAUGAAUAUCUGGUUGAAGAUGUCGAGUUAGUGACUGGGGACUACGUCCUCCCUACAUACACAUCUGAUUUCCAAGGUGCCUGGGACAAACUCGGUGAAGAUGGUCAAGUAGUCGAGACAUUUGCCUUGACUGCAGCAAAGAGUUUGAAAGCUGCCUGUACAACUCUAAUUGAACUUCUUGGAAUGAGUGCUGUCGAAAACACCGGGACACCACAAUCAUCAAGUGUACAUACUCUUUUACUUUCUGGUAUAUGUUUAGGCGGAGUGGAAGUUCUUGCCAAAAGUCGUAUGACAUUUUCCCCUAGUACCGGUGUCACAAUGGAAUUAUCUGUUCGAUCUUCUAGCCAGGAGAUUAGCCGUAUUGUUAUUAGUGCUGUU